CGUAGUAAUGGAGGAAUUCAUAGGAGUACGGCAGAAACCCGGAAAAACGGUGCACUCCUAUUCCAUUCGUCUGCAAGCUGCAUAUGUUGCACUAGCAGGCAAGCUGCAAUCCAAGCAAGUGUUGGUGCAUGAGGAUGUAAUUCUCAGAGAACACUUUGUGAACCACCUAAGUGAUGAUUUGCUAAGGCGCAUUCUGCGGGAAAAGCUCUGGGAGCACCCCGAAACGUCUUUUGUUUCCCUGAGAGAGACAGCCAUGAGGUGGACUGAAGAAGGGGUCCACAUCAGCAACAGUGUUUGUCAACAGUUGGCCAAUUUAUCCCACAGAGUGGAUCAAUUGACAGCCAAAUUGUCAUCGCGUUUCAAGUCUGGUGGUAUUCGCACCCGGAGACCACUGAGAAAAUCCAGGAGGUGCUACUCCUGCGGUAUGCCAGGCCAUCUAGCCAGAGACUGCAAGUCCCAGAAGACACGUAGGCAAAUUAAGGGUCAGUCUCACUCUGCUCAGCGACCUUUAGGUUGUCAAAAUUGCGGAAGCUGGAGACAUCUGACCAGUAGCUGUCCCAAAGAUAACAUUAACAUAAUCCAGGUUGCCCCUAAACAACCAGAAGAGAGUCCAUCACAACCAUCUACGGUUUUCAUUGUCAAGACAGUGACGUUACCAAUAGUGGAACCCAACGUCAUACCGAUGGUGAAUGCAGUCGAUUCCACUGGAGAUGAAGAUAUGUUAAAUACCGUAACCUCAGAAAAUCAAGUUACCGACUCUGACCAAGAAGGCAGCCUUGCAUCUGACUCUGUGGACGUUAACCUUGUGGACGUAGAAUGCCCCAUUCUAAUACAGCCCUGCAGAAAUUCAUCUGUAAUCCCAGAAGUAUGUUCAGAUUCAUUUGCAACAUGGGCAUCUCUAAAGGCCUUAACCGCUACAUGUACCGGUACGAAUGACAAACUGGAAAAUAUUGAGAACCUAGCUCAAACAUUUAUUCGAAACUGUGUGGAGUCGAAAAUUCUUAAAUUUUCUUAGUUAUUGUUAUUACUUAGACUUUUUUUGUGUGUAUAUUGCUAUGUCUUUGAUGUAUUUUUUUUUCAUUUGAGUUUUUAUUUCUAAAUUUGCUACUGAUAAUAUUUAUGCAUUAUGUUCGCGAGAAUGAAUUUGAGCCUGUGGCUGUAGCUCUGUGUUGGUCUGUGUGACCUUGUAGAAAUCUGAAUAGUUUUGAUAAGUCUGUGUGACUAGGUCUGCCAUACCUUUGUGGUUUUAAUUCCCUUUAAGCCUGUGUGGUUUCAUUUCACCUUCAAACCUGUGUGGUUUUGUUUCCCCUUAGCCUAGGUGGCAUACUUGUACUGAGAUCAGCUAUAUCUAUAUUUUGAUGCACUGUAUUUCUUCUUUUAUCUUGCUAUGUCUUUGAUUUAUGCAUUAAUGUAACUAUUCUCACUUUAGUAUUUUAUUGGCAGAAUAAUUGUGUCCUGUUGCCUGUGUUGCAACAUGGAAUUUUCAGAGUGUGCAUGAGUAGGUAGUCCAGAGAGUUAGGUUGUCUGAAAUGGAUAGCGGUAUUGUUUUACGGGUUUUAGAACUUGCUGUAGAUGUUGAAUUUGUGUAUUGUGAUAGCACUGUAAUUUUGUAGUAUUAUUGUUUUGCGGGGACGCAAAAGUUUUGAGCGGGGGUGAAUGUGAGCUGGCUAUCCUAGGUCUAUUUUUUUUAUCUAUUCUUAUCUGUUGUUUAUUUGUAAACUAUCUAGGCUAGGUCUAUUUUUUAUCUAUUUUUAUCUGUAUUUUAAGUUUUGUAAACUAUCUAGGCUAGUGCUGAGUGCAUGCCUGUCUCCCGCCAGCUCUUUUACUUUAGAAGUUAGUUUGUAUGAGUCAUGACCUGGCUCUAUAAAUAGAAUGGAUGAUGUAGUGUCUUGUCCCUUUUUCCGGUGUUGACCGCUGGUCAGUGCUUGAUUAGCUUGUCUGUGCUUGAUUAGCUGGUCUGUGUGACCAAGGAGUGAUUUAGAAAGUUUUUAUUUAGUGUUGUUCUGUGUGGACUGCCUGCUAUAAUUCCUGUUCUGCCUGUCUGCUGUAGUUUUGCUUUUCUGCCGCUAGUAGCUUACUGUUUAGUGUGGGGAAUUUAGGUUAUAUGAGUGGUUUAUUGUUUUGUAGUGGGUAUAUUUGUUUUAUUACUGUUUUUUGUGUCAAUGAAAAUAAAGUGUAUAUAAGUUUUGUUUUAUAAAUUUAGUUCAGUUUGUUAUUUUAUUUUUAGUUAGCUAGUUUAGUUUAAUUGUGCGGUCUGAUCGCCCAGGCGAAGGCCGCCCUUUGGUCGCAGACCGGAGUGCACAGAUUGGACCCACACGGUAGAGUUACCACCAACCUACCGGUUAAAUAAAAUCUGUUUAGCAGAAAAAGGUCUAGUGCCUCCUGACCUGCUGACAUUUGGUGAAACUAUUAUCCAAGAGCAAACCACUCCUGACAUAACAUGUGCUUCGAAUCAAGCUUAGUUCCACACCAAAUACGUAAAUGUUCUCUUAAAUACAAAACGAGUUUAUUGUAAUUUUGUACGAUUACGAAAUCAAAUCCUACAGCAAGUGAAACAAUUUUUUAAAAAUUCAUUUUUAUUGGACAGUAGCCUAUGUAGCAGUUACUAAAGUAACUGCAUACGGUAGUCAGGACAAUCAAAUGUAAAUAAUGCAAAGUUCAACACGUUUGAUGACGUCA
Messenger RNA from Biomphalaria glabrata, 2679 nucleotides. RefSeq lists its product as uncharacterized. The coding region runs from base 8 to 1015 and encodes 335 amino acids. The transcript has 2 exons. Lineage: Eukaryota; Metazoa; Mollusca; Gastropoda; Planorbidae. The record is from RefSeq and is a predicted model, not a curated record. Gene Ontology annotation, molecular function: zinc ion binding; nucleic acid binding.